AUGCCCAACACGGGAAAGCCGAGCAAGGACUGCCAUCUCUGCAGGUCGCGCCGUGUCAAGUGCGAUCUUGGCAGACCAUCUUGUCAGAGAUGCAUCAAAUAUGGAGCUGAGUGUCCUGGCUAUCGGGAUGAGCAUGAGCUUGUAUUUCGCAAUGCCAAUCCAACCACUAUCAAGAAACGUAAGAAGAGGACACAGCAGCAGGCAAGCCGUGAGGUUUCUGUCAUAUCUUUUUCCGACUCGUCUUCUUCAAGCGGAGACUCUGCUACUCCCGGAACUCUCUUGGACGAAAACUUUGGAUUAAGCCCUGUUUCUUCAACCUCGACUGACCUUGUUUCCACUGCGGGCUCUGACACAACUCUCAUCCUUCCCCAAUCCAUGAACGAGCAUUGGACCUCUCAGUCUAUCCCCAUCCUUCUCAACGUCUACUCCACUCUAGAGUUUCUCCACGACACAUAUAGGAAAAAUGAUCUCAACGGGCCGCUUGUUUGGGCUGCCCAUCUCUUCUCCCGUACCUAUGUCACUAAUCUACGAUACCCCACUGCCAUCGACAAUGGAUCUAUUACCGAGACUGAAAAGGAGCUGGGCACAUAUCUCGGUAAAACUUUGAGCUCUGUUGGAGAGGCACUGAAGUCACCUGGUGGCGCUCUCCGAGAUGAUGUCCUUGCAACAGUAUGGAUUCUAACAAAUUACGAGCUUCUCAUGGGCUCCAUCAACCGCAUAGAGCCAAUGAGUCCGUGGCACCUCCACACACGGGGUCUAUACAGUAUUCUCAAAGCGAGAGGCACCGCCUACUUCAAGAAGGAAAAUGGUCGAGCUGGCUUUUGGCCAGCAUACAACAUGGUGCAAGUGCAAUGCCUCUUGACAAGCACCGAGUGCCCUCCGGAGUCUGAGGAAUGGUUUUCUGCAGUCAGGGAGACUCUACAUCCACAAGAGGGCUGGGCGCUCGAGGUGUCCUCCUACAUCACCAAGAUCGCCCACGUGCAAUGCCGCAUGUUGAAGAUCCUUCGGGCCCGAGACUUUGAUGCUGCCUCGGCUGAAUACUACGACUUGAUCGGCAUCUUGUUCCAAGCCGAGGACAACCUGAAAGCAUUUGAAACAUUCAACAUUCGUGUGGACCACGAGUCUGACCCGUACAUGCGCAACAUGCUCAACUCGGCCCGGGUCAAAGGCUAUCAAGUCGUCUUAUCUUUUGCCAACUUUUUAACCCACCACAUCGCCUCUCCAAUUCCGCUUGACGUCCUCAAAUCCAUCCGCGCACACUGCAUCCGGCUGGUGCGUGGAUCAGCACAAGAUAUUAUGGAUGCAGUGUCCCGGAACUUGGACGCAGGGGCAUUCCGGAAUAAUCCAUCUCCAAGGACUCUGUUUGAUGCCUUGAAACUGAUAUGGCCUCUCACGGCAGUGUACCUCGUAUCUUCGACUCUUCCAGAGCAGCGAGAAAGCGCAGAGAAGACACUACGGUUCAUAGGCAGGGAGCUUGGAGUUCGGCAGGCCCUCAGGGUGAACCGAGGAGCAUCAGUGUUGCCCCCUGAGGCAGAAGCACCGUUGGAGUUGGUUGAGGACGAAACCUUUGACCCAUUGCCAAAAAGUGCUGGGUUGAUGUGA
Messenger RNA from Fusarium keratoplasticum, 1602 nucleotides. RefSeq names its product Zn(2)-C6 fungal-type domain-containing protein. Gene Ontology annotation, biological process: regulation of DNA-templated transcription. Bases 1 to 1602 code for a protein of 533 amino acids. The record is from RefSeq and is a predicted model, not a curated record. Lineage: Eukaryota; Fungi; Ascomycota; Sordariomycetes; Hypocreales; Nectriaceae. Gene Ontology annotation, molecular function: DNA-binding transcription factor activity, RNA polymerase II-specific; zinc ion binding. The transcript is spliced from 4 exons.